AUGCAGCAACCCCCACCUCCGAAACGUGCCGGUCUUAGCCGCCAACCACCCGCUCAGCCCUCGCCCGUAUCCUCUGCAUCCUCGUCGGUCUCGAACGGCACCAACGGUUCCCUUCAGCAAACCGCCAAUGGCACGCCUGCAUCUACCAACUCCGCAACGCCAUCCAAGGGCCAGAUACACGUCAAGCUGAUCCAGGCCCGCGGGCUGAACGUCCGUUCUGCCAAUUCGCGCCCGUACGUCGUGGUGCAAUUUGAGCAGAACGAGUUUGUCAGCCGCGAUCCUACCGACGAGAUGGACAAGGAGGUCCGCGGCAUUGCGACUAAUCUUUCCCGCAACUCUUCCUCGAGUGCGAUCAGUGCACUUGGUGCGCUGAACAAGGCAAACCCCGCCAGCCGGAACGGCAGCGCGAAGAACAGCCUCUCGAGCUCACCGUCGUCCACGAGCAGCGCGCUGAAAGCCGGGCUGUUUGGGACCCGGAUCUCAGCCCCGAACCCGGUGUGGAAACACGAGGUAUCCUUCGAUGUCACAUCGGACCUGUCAGUCAUCACUAUCAACGUGUACGACCGAGCUGCUAUCGACCCAGGUUUCCUGGGCACGGUGCAAAUCAAGCCGGUGCUCGUGCACGAGCACACCGUCGAUGACUGGUACAAACUGCGUCCUUUUGAGAACGAGCCUGUGAGCGGGGAGAUGCGCGUUCAGGUCACGUUCGAAGCAAACAAGACCAAGCGCGCGCUCAUGCCCCGCGACUUCGAAUUCCUCAAGCUCAUCGGCCGCGGCACGUUCGGCCGCGUGUUCCAGGUGCGCAAGAAGGACACGAAGCGGAUAUAUGCUAUGAAGGUCCUCUCGAAGCGCGAAAUUAUUGCGAAGAAGGAGGUUGCGCACACGAUUGGCGAACGUAAGAUCCUCCAGCGUUCGCUCGACUCGCCUUUCCUCGUUGGUCUCAAGUUUAGCUUCCAAACGGACACGGACUUGUAUCUGGUCACGGACUUCAAGAGUGGCGGUGAACUCUUCUGGCACCUGCAAAGGGAAACUCGGUUCAGCGAAGAACGGGCUAGGUUCUAUGUUGCCGAGUUGAUCUUGGCCCUCGAACAUCUACACAAGUAUGAUAUUGUAUAUCGGGAUCUCAAGCCAGAAAACAUCUUGCUCGAUGCGACAGGUCACGUCGCUCUUUGUGACUUUGGGCUCUCGAAGCCAGAUCUCCGGUCAGACGAGUUGACAAACACGUUCUGUGGUACUACGGAAUACCUUGCACCGGAAGUUCUUCUAGACGAGCAUGGAUACUCAAAGCUGGUCGACUUCUGGAGUCUAGGUGUACUACUGUUUGAGAUGUGUUGUGGCUGGAGUCCAUUCUACGCGGAGGAUACACAGCAAAUGUACAAGAACAUCUGCUUCGGGAAAAUUAAAUUCCCCAAGGGUGUCAUCUGUGAGGAUGGGAAGCAGUUUGUUAAGGGGCUCCUGAACAGGAAUCCCAAGCACCGAUUAGGUGCGCAACGAGAUGCCGCGGAACUCAAGGCGCAUCCCUUCUUCAAGACGAUCGACUGGGACGCACUCGCGCGCAAGCAAGUUACGCCCCCGUUCAAGCCCAGUGUUGAGUCCGACGAGUCCGUGGCGAACUUCGACCCGGAGUUCACCUCCGCGGACAUGCGUGAGGCCGGGCUGGAUGACAUGGACCUUGACGAGGAGGACCCGUCGGAGGACUGGGUCGCGCGCACGUCGAGCGCGAUAGUCGGCUCCCUGCACACGCCCAACGGGCCCCUGGGCAGCGACAAGCCCAUGGGCACGCUCCCCACGCCGCCGGCGCCUGCGGGGAUCCAGAUCGCGCCGAAGAAAAAGAAGAAGCGCAACGUCGCAGAGAGCCCCCUGACGAACAGCGUGCAGGAGAACUUCCGCGGGUUCACGUACCACGGCGAGUCUGUCAUGCCUGCCGCGGUGGGCAUGCUCGCGGAGGCGGGGCGGCCGGUGGAGGAGGAUGCGGUGACCCCGACGAGCGAGGUAGAUGUCACGGACGACGAGCUGGACGAGACGCCUGUGGGUCGGUACGCGCACAGAGGAAACGGUCACGUCGACGGCUUCGAUGAAGAUCUUUCCAUGUGAAUGCUCCUGCUCGCUACUGCUGCUUACCAUCAUCGUCCAACACACCCAUCACCCCCGGGCCUCACACUCGCAACACCCAUCAUUAUUUAUUUCGUCCGGCUCGCCGACUGCUCCUGCUCCUUGACGCCGUCAAUCACCAAUCUCAAAUUUCCGCAUAUACUGCAACUCAUCAGAGAGACAUACAAUAUGGACCGGACUGCCGGCUUUUACUGCAUUUUAUGGCCCACACCCUCCCACAUUCUCCAACGCUUCAUAUGCUUUUUUCUCCUCUUUUAACAGUCAGUCACGAACCGGCCUCUCAGUGCUCGCUAGACAUUUGGGUCUUCGAGGGUGCAUCAUACGGAAGUAGAGGGCGCGCAGUGUGUGCAUGCAGUAUUCGGUGCACCGUUUACAAUCGCUAAGUCGAUGCGUCUAUGGGUUUCUCAAUGUGUAUUCUACCUGCCUCCCCAUAUGAUAGUGUAAUAUGAAAUUCGGAAUUUUGAGGUAUAUCA
Postia placenta MAD-698-R-SB12 is the source of this 2585-nucleotide messenger RNA. RefSeq lists its product as hypothetical. NCBI's taxonomy places the organism in Eukaryota, Fungi, Basidiomycota, Agaricomycetes, Polyporales, Adustoporiaceae. The coding region runs from base 1 to 2094 and encodes 697 amino acids. The transcript is spliced from 6 exons. Gene Ontology annotation, biological process: protein phosphorylation. Gene Ontology annotation, molecular function: protein serine/threonine kinase activity; ATP binding. The record is from RefSeq and is a predicted model, not a curated record.